This is a messenger RNA of Sinocyclocheilus rhinocerous, 1560 nucleotides long. RefSeq names its product RUN domain-containing protein 3B-like. The record is from RefSeq and is a predicted model, not a curated record. Lineage: Eukaryota; Metazoa; Chordata; Actinopteri; Cypriniformes; Cyprinidae. Bases 73 to 1305 code for a protein of 410 amino acids. The transcript has 11 exons.
UGAGAGUCAGUCAGCUGGAGACUGGUCCAAAGCAUCAGAAGAGAAAAAGACGCGAGGAAAUAAACAGCUAUCAUGGCAUCGUUAAACCUCGGGUUCAACGGGGCUCGUAAAAAAGCGGCAGCGCGUAUCAGAGCCGUAGAGAGGAGAAAUCUGAUCACCGUGUGCAGGUUCUCAGUGAAGACCCUCAUUGAUCGCUCAUGCUUUGAGACGAUAGACGACACAUCUGCUGAGUUCAUCAACUUUGUCUCCAUUCUAGAACAUAUUCUCAGCCAUAGACUGAAAGGUCAGGUCAGCUGGUUUGGCUAUGAGAGCCCGCGCAGUUUCUGGGAUUACAUACGUAUAGCGUGUAGUAAAGUCCCGCACAGCUGCAUCCACAGCAUCGAGAACAUGGAGAACGUCCGCAGCUCUAGAGCAAAGGGUCGUGCCUGGAUGAGAGUGGCGUUAAUGGAGAAGCGUUUGUCUGAAUAUAUCUCUGCAGCUCUGAGAGACUUCAAAACUACAAGGAGGUUCUAUGAGGAGGGGGCUGUAGUUCUGGGUGAGGAGGCGGGGCUUCUGGCAGAUACUCUGAUUGGACUGAAUGCCAUUGACUUCAGUUUCUGUCUGAAAGGGGAGGGGCUUGAUGAGAGCUGUCCCGUCAUCAUUGACUACACACCGUACCUUAAAUUCACACAAACUUCUGACAGCAUUAGCAGCGAUGAGGAGGAAAUGAGAACGCUGGGCAGCAGCAGCAGUGAAGCAGGCACUCCUGAAUCCCACAUGGCUGCCAGUCUGAUGGCCGAUCAGAGCACCUGGUACAGCAAGAGCAAAAGACUAGAGCAGAAAUACAGAGUCGUGCUGGAACAGAAGCUGCUACGGACCAUCUGUGCGAAUCAAUACAGAUGUCCGACGGUGAUGAAGAACCAUGACCUUCGCUCCAGACAGGAGCUUACCUCGCACCUGACAAACCAAUGGCCCUCACCUGGUGCCUUGGAUACUAAUGCAGUUGCCUUGGAUACGCUCCUGUACAGGAAACGCACAGGACCAUGGGAAGAGAAAAGCUUCCAGAGUUUGGAGCAGCUUUCUGCAGAUAUGAGUAUCUCUCAGAUGUCUCUGGAGCCAGCACAGCUGAACACGCACAGUCUGGACAGCAAGGCAGGACUUACACACUGGCACAGAGAAGGGAAAGAGGAUACUCCGUCUCUGAGGGGUCUGUGUGGUUCCUUAACCUCAAUGGCCAGUUACAAAUCUCUGGCCAGUCUGAAGUCCAGCGAGUAUCUGGCCAGUCCAACAACAGACAUGACCAGCCCAGGACUCACUCCGUCCUGAGAAACAAGUAUGGACAUAUAAACACAUACACAAAUACACCGGCCUGCUUCAGAUGGUGUGGCCUUCGAAUUGUAGUGAAAAAACGGAAAUCUACCUAUCGGUAUCAUCCUCAGAGACAUUUCAGCUAGACAAGAUGAAACCCCAGUGCUGUCCUGACUGGUUUUAGUUCAAUUUGAAGUGCAGUUUCAUUUUUAGAUGUGAACAUUUGGUCGUUGAAGUCCAUAGCUAGUGUAGGCAUUAGCAUUAGUGAAUAUU